AUGGCUAGUCUAUACCUUGUUCGUGGCAUCCUCAUGCUAACUCUGGUCCUCCUCAAUAUCCAUAUCCUCAAAUCUAAUUGUGAGUCCAUCACUAGGGAUUCUGAGAAGGCAGCGCUUCUAAAGCUUGAGCAAGACUGGGGCAAGCCUGCGGCUCUGAACUGGAGUUCCAUCACAAACACCGAUCAUUGUGAUUGGUCAGGCGUCAUUUGCACAGAUGGCUUUGUAACAGGUUUAUCACUUGCUGGCCGUGACCUCUACAAGCCAAUUCCAAAAGCAAUUUGCUCGUUCAAGAAUCUAUUUUACAUCGAUCUAUCCAAGAACCAAAUAUCAGGUUCUUUCCGUACAUCUAUUUUCAAUUGCUCUAGACUUCAGCACCUGGAUCUCUCAUUCAAUUCAUUGUUUGGUUUUCUUCCUGCAAACAUCCAUAAAUUGUCACCAAAGCUUGCCUAUCUAAACCUCGCAUCAAAUAGCUUAUCUGGCAGCAUCCCAAGUGCAAUCUGCCAGCUUCAUGGUCUUCGAUUUCUCCACCUUGAUAACAAUUAUUUUAAUGAAAGCUACCCAGCAGAGCUUGGAAAUCUCUCAGAACUUCGAGUUUUAUCUCUUGCUUAUAAUCCCUUUGCUCCAGGCAGGAUGCAUCCACAGUUUGGGAAUCUGAGCAACAUAAAAUAUUUGUGGAUGAGCAACAUGAAUAUAGUUGGUGAAAUUCCAGACACCAUGUCUCAGCUGAGUCAACUUAGGCUACUCGACUUGUCUUCUAACAGAUUGAAUGGGAUGAUUCCUAGUAGGGUUUGGAGGUUGAGAAGUCUGGAAAUGCUCUAUCUAGUCAACAACUCUCUGUGUGGUCAUAUAAGUGGACCAAUUGAAGCAAUGAGUUUGACCGAGAUCAAUGUUUCAAACAACCUACUCACAGGAAGGAUACCAGAGGAUUUUGAAAACAACUUCAUCUCUGGUGAAGUCCCAACAAACCUCAUCCUACAUGCACCUUUGCAAGUCCUCGUCCUGGCUGGAAAUAUGUUAUCAGGGUUACUACCUUCAAGGAUCUGGUACAUGCAGUACCUAAAGAAGAUUGACCUUAGGAAAAACAAUCUCUCUGGUGAGAUCCCAAACAUCCCACUAGACACCGUGGAUUUAAGUAUGGCAAUUGAUACCAUAGAUCUCUCAGAGAACCACCUCUCUGGCCCAAUACCAGCAAGCCUUAUAUAUCUGAGACCUACCCUCCUCAAUCUCUCUAAUAACCAACUGACAGGCCAUAUUCCACCUGUUUUUCAGAUAAACGAAUUUGAGCAGAGCUUUCUAUCCAAUCCUGGUCUCUGCUCCUACAACUUUGGCAACUAUCCUAUGUGUAGCACACAACCAGGUCCAGAAGAACAAGACAAACAUUUGAAAAGGCCCAUAAUCAUUUUCCUAAUCCUUGGUUCAACAAUGCUCGUAUUCACAGGGAUUUUUUGUUUCAUUAAGAUUAGGUCUAGGAAAAAGCAUGAGGCUCCAUCUCCACAGUGGAAGCUAACAACCUUCCAACCCAUUAGUUAUAAUGUUGAAGACAUUCUUUGUGGUCUUACAAACAAUAACCUUGUGGGUAGAGGUGGCUCGGGAAAGGUAUACAAGAUAUGCCUCGGUAACAACUGCAAGAUAGCUGUCAAGAAAAUAGGUAAUGGCCUAAAGAAGGAUGGUAUGCUGGAAAAACAGUUUCAAGCUGAAAUUGGGACUCUUGGAUCUAUCAGGCAUGCUAACAUUGUCAAGCUGCUUGGCUUCAUAUCAACCUCCGAGUCGAAGCUCCUGAUCUAUGAAUACAUGGAACAUGGUAGCCUAUAUGAUUGGUUGCAUCAGAGAGAUAAGGACUGA
Molecule: messenger RNA, 1842 nt
Organism: Miscanthus lutarioriparius
Lineage: Eukaryota; Viridiplantae; Streptophyta; Magnoliopsida; Poales; Poaceae
Source: the annotation of a GenBank genome assembly